Molecule: messenger RNA, 1050 nt
Organism: Diaporthe amygdali
Lineage: Eukaryota; Fungi; Ascomycota; Sordariomycetes; Diaporthales; Diaporthaceae
Product: g-patch domain-containing protein
Exons: 3
Coding region: 1-1050 (349 amino acids)
Molecular function (GO): nucleic acid binding
Source: RefSeq, a predicted model, not a curated record
AUGGGUCUCGCCGGCACCAAAAACAAGAGAAAAUGGGCCAAAGACCCUAACAACACCAACUGGUCCCGCAACACCGACACGUUCGGGCACAAGAUCCUACGGUCCCAGGGUUGGGCCCCAGGCCAGUAUCUGGGUGCUGAGAAUGCGUCGCACUCCGAGUACUACGGCGCAGCGAACGCCACCCACAUCCGCGCUGUGUUGAAGGAUGAUAGUCUCGGACUGGGCGCCAAGCGCAACCAGGGAGAUGAGUGCACCGGCCUGGACGCACUGCAGGACCUGCUCUCCAGGCUGAACGGCAAGAGCGACGAGUCAUUGGGCGAGGAAAAGAAGAAGAGGGAGGACCUGAAGAUCAACAAGUACCUGCACCGGAAACUGGGCACAGUGACCUUCGUCUACGGCGGAUUGCUCGUCGGCGACAAGGUUCAGGAGCUGGCAGACUCCAUGAAGGACAAGAAGCAGGACGCAGCACAAGUCCCUGGAGUUUCAGAGUCAGAGGAGGCGUCUGGAGAGUCAAGCGAGGCCGAAAAGAAAGAAAAGAAGAAGGGCAAAAAGAGGAAGGCCGAGGAUGCAGAGGGUGCACAAUCGAACUCGAAGAAAGACAAAAAAUCCAAGAGACGCAAGUCCGAGGAUGAGGACGAGGACUCAAAGUCAAAACGCAAGGAAAAGAAGGACAAGAAGAGGAGGAAAGAGAAGGACGCUUCAGAUAAGGACGAGGAUUCAAGCCCAGACGACGCCGAUGAGGAGGCCGCAGACCGCAAGAAGGCCAAGAAAGAGAAGAAGGAGAGGCGCAGGAAAUCAAAGCUCGAGAAUGAAGACGAGGAUGCGGCGGGCGCGUCAGAUUCAAAAUCUAAGAAGAGCAAGAAGAAGAGGAAAGCAGCCGAUGAGGAGCCCACACCACAGCCCACACAGUUGUCAACACCAGCCGCCAGCGGAACGUCGACACCUUCCAUUCCAACACGACAUCUCGCCAGAUCAAGAUUCAUAGCCCAAAAGCGUGCAGCCGUGAUGGAUCAAGCAGCCCUGAACCAGAUCUUCAUGAUCAAGACCUGA